Pteronotus mesoamericanus is the source of this 1473-nucleotide messenger RNA. RefSeq names its product olfactomedin 2 (gene OLFM2). The transcript has 6 exons. NCBI's taxonomy places the organism in Eukaryota, Metazoa, Chordata, Mammalia, Chiroptera, Mormoopidae. The coding region runs from base 1 to 1437 and encodes 478 amino acids. Gene Ontology annotation, biological process: signal transduction. The record is from RefSeq and is a predicted model, not a curated record.
AUGUCGGUGCCGCUGCUCAAGAUCGGGGCCGUGCUGAGCACCAUGGCCAUGGUCACCAACUGGAUGUCGCAGACGCUGCCCUCGCUCGUGGGGCUCAACGGCACAGUGUCCCGUGCCGGCGCCUCCGAGAAAAUCACCCUCUUCCAAAGCCCAGAGGAAGGCUGGCAGCUGUAUACUUCGGCCCAGGCCCCCGAUGGGAAGUGCAUCUGCACGGCUGUGAUCCCCGCGCAGAGCACCUGCUCCCGAGAUGGCAGGAGUCGGGAGCUGCGCCAGCUGAUGGAGAAGGUCCAGAAUGUCUCCCAGUCCAUGGAGGUCCUUGAGUUGCGGACGUACCGUGACCUCCAGUAUGUGCGCAGCAUGGAGACCCUCAUGCGGAGCCUGGAUGCACGCCUGCGGGCAGCUGAUGGGUCCCUCUCAGCCAAGAGCUUCCAGGAACUGAAGGACAGGAUGACGGAACUGUUGCCCCUGAGCUCAGUCCUGGAGCAGUAUAAGGCGGACACGCGGACCAUUGUGCGCCUGCGGGAGGAGGUGAGGAAUCUGUCCAGCAGCCUUGCAGCCAUCCAGGAGGAGAUGGGUGCCUACGGGUAUGAGGACCUACAGCAGCGGGUGAUGGCUCUGGAGGCCCGGCUCCACGCCUGUGCCCAGAAGCUGGGCUGUGGGAAGCUGACUGGGGUCAGUAACCCCAUCACCAUUCGAGCCAUGGGUUCCCGCUUUGGCUCCUGGAUGACGGACACGAUGGCCCCCAGUGCGGAUAGCCGGGUCUGGUACAUGGAUGGUUAUUACAAGGGCCGGCGCGUCUUGGAGUUCCGCACUCUGGGAGACUUCAUCAAAGGCCAGAACUUUAUCCAGCACCUGCUGCCCCAGCCAUGGGCAGGCACAGGCCAUGUGGUGUACAAUGGCUCCCUGUUCUACAACAAGUACCAGAGCAACGUGGUAGUCAAGUACCACUUCCGCUCACGCUCCGUGCUGGUGCAGAGGAGCCUUCCUGGGGCCGGUUACAACAAUACCUUCCCCUACUCUUGGGGUGGCUUCUCCGACAUGGACUUCAUGGUGGAUGAGAGCGGGCUCUGGGCCGUGUACACCACCAACCAGAACGCAGGCAACAUUGUGGUCAGCCGGCUGGACCCGCACACCCUUGAGGUCAUGCGGUCCUGGGACACCGGCUACCCCAAGCGCAGUGCUGGUGAGGCCUUCAUGAUCUGUGGCGUGCUCUAUGUGACCAACUCCCACCUGGCUGGGGCCAAGGUCUAUUUUGCUUACUUUACCAACACGUCCAGCUACGAGUACACGGACGUGCCCUUCCACAAUCAGUACUCCCACAUCUCCAUGCUGGAUUACAACCCCCGGGAGCGGGCCCUCUACACCUGGAACAACGGCCACCAGGUGCUCUACAACGUCACCCUCUUCCACGUCAUCAGCACUGCUGGGGACCCCUAGAAGGCCAUCAAAGGUCCUUUCUACUCUGCCUGUGUC